This is a messenger RNA of Eruca vesicaria subsp. sativa (arugula), 522 nucleotides long. The record is from the annotation of a GenBank genome assembly. NCBI's taxonomy places the organism in Eukaryota, Viridiplantae, Streptophyta, Magnoliopsida, Brassicales, Brassicaceae.
AUGGAGAGUAUGGGCAAAGGCACUGAUAGUUAUGGUGUUACUACUGGUUUUGGUGCUACUUCUCAUCGUAGAACUAAAAACGGUGUCGCACUUCAGAAGGAGCUUAUAAGAUUCCUUAACGCCGGAAUAUUCGGCAGCACGAAAGAAACAUGUCACACACUGCCACACACCGCCACAAGAGCCGCCAUGCUCGUACGUAUCAACACUCUCCUCCAAGGCUACUCCGGCAUCCGUUUCGAGAUCCUCGAGGCCAUAACCAGUUUCCUCAACACCAACAUCACCCCUUCUCUCCCUCUCCGCGGCACCAUCACCGCCUCCGGAGACCUCGUCCCCCUCUCCUACAUCGCCGGUCUCCUCACCGGUCGCCCCAACUCCAAAGCCACCGGUCCCAACGGCGAAGCCUUGAACGCCGAAGAAGCCUUCAAGAAGGCAGGAAUCCCCUCAGGAUUCUUUGACUUGCAGCCCAAGGAAGGUCUAGCCCUAGUCAACGGCACAGCCGUUGGCUCCGGAAUGGCCUCGAUG